Messenger RNA from Zasmidium cellare ATCC 36951, 4506 nucleotides. RefSeq lists its product as uncharacterized. The record is from RefSeq and is a predicted model, not a curated record. Bases 1 to 4506 code for a protein of 1501 amino acids. The transcript is spliced from 4 exons. NCBI's taxonomy places the organism in Eukaryota, Fungi, Ascomycota, Dothideomycetes, Mycosphaerellales, Mycosphaerellaceae.
AUGUCCCUCGUCGAUGGACUCAGGCGCGAUGCAUCUACCAAACGCGACCAUGAGUUAAGAUCCAUAUCGUCGAGCCAUCGCGGUCUGCUGCGCGGCUUGUGGAGCGUCAACACCCUCAUCCACAACAACCUCAACCUCGCCUCAUUAAUAAACCAUGCACGCGAUUCUGAGGCCAUCACCGACGACGAGGCUAUAUUUCUCAAAAAGAACGACUUAUCAAACGGCCUACUCUUCGACCCGGCGUCUUUACCACCCCUCCCACCGACGACCGCACCACAACAUGUCGAUGCUCCCAUAUACGCAUCAAAACCCUCUUCCACCUCUACCGAACUAAUCCAGCAGGUCGAAAAAUCAGAAAAUGUCGAUGCGACCGCAGAGGAUGGCGUCGCAGCUGCUGUCGCUGCCCAACUGGACCCAACUGGAUCAAAGUCUACCGUCGCAACCCAGCCAACUACGCCGAAUGCAGCCCAGGACGAUGCCAAAGCGCCCCGAUCAGCUUCUACGACGCACAACGCGCCAGAUCAGCCAGAUGGGCCGGAUGUUCCACCUGUAGACGUCGCACCGCCUUUACCGGAGGAUGAGGCAGACUUGACGGCCUCUGAACAGCAAUAUGUUGAUCAACAAGAGCCUUCUAAGCCUGCAAAGGUCGUCCACUUGCCGCCAGAGGAUGUGCAGGAGGCGAAGUUGCGAGAGCGCGAAGCCGAGGAGGAGCGACGACGACAGUCCGACGCUGAGUCCAAGUCAUCGCAACAUCUCGCCGCACCACAGACAGAGAUUGCGUCUAGUCCAUCAUCUACUGUCGGUCCAUAUUCAGCUGCCACUCCAGUACCGCCCCAGGAUUCGCCAGACACGUCGCCUGACUCAGAGAGCGCACAAGUCGAAGUGCUUCCACCGAAGGAGGUACGGCCUUCAGAUGAGGAGCAGCGUCAAAAAGAGGAGCACGACCGGUUACUGGAGGCGCAGAAGGAGAUUGCGAAGAGAGAGGCUCUGGGCGAUGUUGAUCAGACUCCAGACGAACAAUUACAGUGGGAGGCUCGAGAAGCUGCUGCACGAGAAGCUGAAGAGCAAGCCGCAAGAGAAGAAGUUGGCGGACCUGAACCCGCUAGUAAAGAUGCUCGUGACUCUACAGAGGCAGAACAGGUCGUGGAGAGCAUGCAAGUCGAUGAUGAAACUGAGGCGCAGGCGGUCUCCAUCCCGGCGCAAGACGAGAAGCAUGUGAAGACUCCUGCUGCUGAAGAAGUGGAAGGUGUGGACAGGGAAACCAAGACGAAGGGUGACGAUGAUACUGUUGAUGUUGCUUCGCGCAGUAACAGGACACCGCACCCCAUCGACACCACGGUACAGACUGAAUCACCUGGUGAGCCAUCCACAGCGUCUGCACGGCCGGAGAGGAUGACCACAAGAGUCUCGUCUGGUGUUCUGAGGCAGAAGUCUGUUUCAGAGAUCCUAGGACAGUCGCAGUCGCCGCCCACGAAUGAUCAGUUCGAUUCGAGCAAGGCAGCGAUGUCUCCCGAACCUAUCUCGCCUCUGACCCAGCGAAAUCCUAACGACAACGCGAAUAUCACACAGGCGACGCCAAUCAGCACUGCACGGCAGACACCUCGUUCACUUCAACAACAUCGCCUAUCGACUGUAUCACGUCCUUCACUUGAACAACUCGAUACCCUCAAAGGCGCCGCGGACGACCCAAACAAGGAUUAUUUGGAGCCUCUCUUCAGGAUUCAAGCUCAUGAAGCCCCCAACUCGAACACCAAGACUCUUCCUGAGCUGGUCCGAACAGGAACCAAGGCGCUUUCCACGGACGAUCACUUCACCGCACUCCAUGAACGACUGGACUUUCGAAUGCUUCGCCGGAUCUAUCAAUUGCAAAAUGCGAACAAGUGGUCGCUCAGGCAGAUGGAGAAGUGUAGAGAACCGGAACAACCGGUCACUUUACAUGAUCAUAUGAUGGAAGAAAUGAAGUGGAUGAGGAAGGACUUCAAAGCCGAACGCAAGAUGAAGAAGAACGUAUGUGCGUUCCUGGCUCAGAAAUGCUCUGAAUGGGUUGCGUCCGGUCCUGAGGAGAGGAAGCUGUUACAAGUCAAGGUCAAUGCGACUGAACCCAAAGCAACGGAAGACGCUGCAGACGCCGUGCCUGAAUUGGAGCAAGCUGGAGACUCGGCAGCUGAGGAUGACAUGGCUCCACGAACACCUCGAGAUACUUCACCCCUGCCUGCCACCGUCGUGAUUGCACCAGAUCUUGCAGAGACUGUACAAGAGUUGCGAAAGUCUGGAAAACUUGCCAAGGCUGUCACCACCCUACCCAUCGUCGGUCUUCGCCAAGAACAAGAUCCAAAAUCGACGAGGACCCCAGUCACAUUGGUGUCAAAGUUCAUCGAAGGCAAAGUGCUUCCCAAAUCAGCCAAUCCCACCCUGAAGCGAAGCCGAUUUGAGUACGAGGAUGAGGCGGAGGCUCUAGAGGCUGAACCGGACAGCAAGCGAUUGCGUGAGGAGCAAAUACUUGCCCCCGAGAACGUCGAGUGCGCCCUUUUCCAAGACGAGAGCAAGCCUAUACGCGAGCGGUUGCACUCCAACAACGCUUUCAGACCACCGUCUGAAUUUAUCAUGCCAUCGACUCCAUUCUACGAAUUCCGCAACGGUUCACAGUGGAUCCAAGACGAUGACCAAAAGCUUCGAAAACUGGCCAAAGAGUACUCGUUCAAUUGGUCGCUCAUUGCAGAUGAGAUGGCAUUGCCAACUCGUUUCAAGAGCUCGGCCGAGCGUCGUACACCUUGGGAGUGUUUCGAGAGGUGGGUGGAGUUGGAGUCGCUUCCAGCUGACAUGCGCAAGACGGUCUAUUUCAAGACGUGGUUCCAGCGGCUGGAGCAGAGCCAGCAGGCCGCCGAGCGCAGAUAUUUGCAACAGGUCGCCCAUCUACAACAAGCAGCUGCAGCCAGUGGUGCUCCUGCGCAUGUCCCGCCUCGGAGGAGGACCAUUCCAACACGCGUGGAGAAACGCAAGUCUUCCAGGUAUCUGUGGAUGAUUGAUGGGUUCCGCAAGCUGGCCAAGAAGCGCGAGCAGCAGCAGUGGAAGCAAGCUGAAACUGCCCGCGCUGCCGCCCAGCGAAAGUCUCAAACGGAAACGAAUCCAGUCAAGAUGGUCAAGAUGACACCACAGGAGUUCAGCAAGAAGCGACAAGAACGUGAUGAACAAAUGAAGGCAGCACAGUUGCAAUAUCUGCAGAAACAGCGCGAAGCGGCGCAGCGUCAGUCGCUCAUGGCUCGCCAAGCGCAGCAGGGAGGACUACCAAAUGGCGCACAGCCUCAACAACGUCCCCCAGGCGCAAAUCAGCAAGGACAGCAGCCUCAGGUCCAGCAGCCGCAGCCCAACGGUCAGCCAAAUGUCAACGGACAGGCUCCGCCUCAGCAGCCCCAAGCCCGGCAAGCAGUGGCAGUGGCACCUCAGCGAAAUGGACAUCUGGCGCCGCCACAAGUCAACGGCCAAGGCAUGCCACAGGCUCAGAUGCAAGCACGACCUGGCAUGCCGCAGCAAAACAUGCAGCAAAUGGCGCAGGCCAACGCUCAGGGACGAAACAAUCAGUUUCCAAACCAGCAGCAAUACCCAAUGCCUAACGGCAACAUGCCAAGUCCGGGCGGCAACAUGACCACUGCGCAACAGCUGCAGCAGAAUCAAGCGCUACUUGCGGCAUUCCAUCAGCAACAGUCCGGCAACAAUCAAGGGCAGAACAUGACCCAGAACGGCACGAACCAGCAAAUGUCUGCUUCUCCGAGCAUGCCCCCUCCGCCUACUCCGCAUGGCGGCACUCCUCAACAGCUAUCGUCAGGACAUGUGCCCCAGAUUAUUGCCAUCACCAAUCAGCUUCGGAUCAGCAACCCUGGUUUGUCUGACGACCAACUGAAAGCGAUGGCAACGCAGCAAAUGAAGGCUCAAUCUCAGUCAUCGAGCCAGACAAGACAAAGCGCAAUGAACGCGGCUGCUGGCAUCCCGAAUCAAUCGCAAAUGCCGCAACAACAAUACGCCCAUAACCAGAACGCUUACCAGCGCAAUGGCCAAAUGCCCGGCGGCAUGAACGGAAUGUAUCCCAAUGGUGACGGCAAUAUGCAACAGGCGAACAUGAGCCCUGCCAACAGCAGUCCAUCGCAGCAACAAGUCUAUGCUCACAAGCUCUGGCAACGGCAGCAGCUUCAGAUGCAACAAACGCAAAGCCCGAAUGCGCAACACGCACAGCUGAAUGGCAGUCCGAGCGUGUCUCACGCGAGCCCAAGUAUGACGCCUGCAAGUCCCUCGAUGCAAUACUCGAACACAACCCCGAUGGGAGGAAUGGGCACUCCCAUGGCCAACGGCAUGAACGGUCAGCGACCGCCAUCCAGGAGCAACACUCCGCAGAUGCAGCGACUGGGAAGCUCGGGCAGUGGUGUUCCCACGAUGGGCAGCGGCAUGCAGAGCCCAGGAUCUCAGAUGCAAGGCAGCAGCACCCGCAACAUGCAGGCAAGCAUGGCACGUUAG